Molecule: messenger RNA, 2385 nt
Organism: Brachypodium distachyon (stiff brome)
Lineage: Eukaryota; Viridiplantae; Streptophyta; Magnoliopsida; Poales; Poaceae
Product: replication protein A 70 kDa DNA-binding subunit B
Exons: 12
Coding region: 177-2084 (635 amino acids)
Biological process (GO): telomere maintenance via telomerase; nucleotide-excision repair; meiotic cell cycle
Cellular component (GO): DNA replication factor A complex; nucleus
Molecular function (GO): single-stranded telomeric DNA binding; damaged DNA binding
Source: RefSeq, a predicted model, not a curated record
AAAACCAAACCCUCACCCGCCCGCCAAUUCUCCCAAAUCCACCUUAUAAGCAGCGCCCAGAUCUCACCCCGUUUUCCCCCAAACUCCAAACCAUUUCCGCCGCCACCGCCUCCCCACUACCACCGCCCACAACACAAGCACGCGAAUCCUCCCCGGAAACGGACGAAUCAGCUCCGAUGGCCGCCAAGUCGGUGACGCCGGACGCCCUGGCCAUCAUCCUGGCGAACAGGUCGCCGGAAUCCCCCGAGGACGUGCCGGAGAUCGUCGUGCAGGUCGUUGACCUCAAGCCCCUCGGCUCCACCGGCACCCGCUUCACUUUCAUGGCUAGCGACGGGAAGGCAAAGAUGAAGGCCAUGCUGCCCACCAACUUCGCGUCGGAGGUCAAUUCCGGCAACCUCCAGAACCUCGGACUCGUCCGAAUCCUCCACUACACCUGCAACGAUAUCCCAAAGACGCUCAGCAAGUGCUUGAUUAUCACCAAGUGCGAGGUCGUGGCCCAGGCUCUCGACGCCGAGAUCAACAGCGAGGUCAAGAGCGAAGAGGAGCCCGUCGUUCUCGCGAAGCCGAAGGAGGAGCCCGUGGUUCUCACGAAGCGGACGGAGGAGGCCGAGAUUAUGCCCAGCCAAACUGGCGGAGGCCCAUCUGCGACUGUACAGAAGAGGCAGCACGUGAAGUCUGCGUCCCAGAUUAUCAGCGAGGAGCGCGGGAAUGCUGCUCCAGCGGCGCGCUUGGCAAUUACGAGAAGGGUGCAUCCAUUGAUCUCCCUGAAUCCCUACCAGGGUAACUGGGUUAUCAAGGUGCGGGUCACUAGCAAAGGGAAUCUGAGAACUUACAGGAACGCCCGUGGAGAAGGCCAUGUCUUCAACGUAGAGCUCACUGAUGAGGAUGGCACCCAGAUUCAGGCCACCAUGUUCAAUGAGGCUGCCAAGAAGUUCUACCCGAUGUUUGAGCUGGGGAAAGUCUAUUACAUCUCGAAAGGGUCGCUUAGAGUUGCCAAUAAGCAGUUCAAGACAGUUCAGAAUGACUAUGAGAUGACCCUGAAUGAGAAUGCUGUUGUUGAAGAAGCUGAGGGGGAAUCUUUCAUCCCACCGGUCCAAUACAACUUUGUCAAAAUCGACCAUCUAGGCCCAUAUGUUGGUGGCAGAGAGCUAGUAGAUAUCAUUGGUGUUGUUCAGAGUGUAUCACCUACUCUUAGCAUCAGAAGGAAGAUUGACAAUGAGACAAUUCCAAAGCGUGACAUUGUUGUUGCAGAUGACUCGAACAAAACUGUUACCGUUACUCUCUGGAAUGAUCUUGCCACCACUAUUGGUGAACAGCUCUUGGACAUGGUUGACAGUGCACCUGUCAUUGCGGUAAAGAGUCUGAAAGUAUCUGACUUUCAAGGUGUGUCUGUUUCUACUGUGGGCAAAAGCACACUUGUGAUUAAUCCAGAGUUGCCUGAGGCGGAUAAGCUUAGAACUUGGUAUGAAUCUGAAGGCAAGGGUACUUCCAUGGCAUCAGUUGGUGCAGAUAUGGGUGCUUCCAGAACUGGUGGCUCAAGAUCAAUGUAUUCUGACAGAGUUUUUCUGUCUCACAUUACAAGUGACCCUAAUUUGGGUCAGGACAAGCCUGUUUUCUUCAGCCUGAAUGCCUACAUAAGCCACAUCAAGCCUGAUCAGACCAUGUGGUACCGUGCUUGCAAGACCUGCAACAAGAAGGUGACUGAAGCAGUUGGAUCAGGUUACUGGUGCGAAGGAUGCCAAAAGAACUAUGAAGAGUGCAUGCUGAGAUACAUCAUGGCUAUCAAGGUCUCUGAUCCCACUGGUGAGGCCUGGCUUUCUCUCUUCAAUGACCAAGCAGAGCGGAUUGUUGGCUGCAGUGCAGAUGAGCUUGAUCGCAGCAGGAAAGAGGAGGGUGAUGACAGUUUCCUUCUAAGGCUGAAAGAAGCCACAUGGGUUCCCCACCUGUUCCGUGUCAGCGUCUCACAGAACGAGUACAUGGGUGAGAAGAGGCAGAGGAUCACUGUGAGGAGUGAGUCGCCUGUCGACUAUGCCGCCGAAGCAAGGUUCCUGUUGGAGGAGAUCGCCAAGCUCACCUCCAGCUAGAAGGAGAUGCAGAGAGUGUACCUGUGCUGCUUGAAGAGAUGGCCAAGCAUAGCUGCCUGCUAGAUGCUGCCCUGUUUUGGUUCAAAUUCCUUGGAAAUGUUAUGCUCCAGGGAUAUCUUCCUGCUCAUAUUGCUCUUGAAAUGUUGUAGUAACUUAAAAUGUGUUCGCCUUAUUGGCUUUCCAUCUUGUGAUAUAUGUAGAGGCUUCAUUUGCAUUAGUUGACUUGGAAGAUACUCGCAAAAAAACUAUGGCAAUGGCUGAAACCAUGGUUAUCCAGUUAACUGUUUUUUGUUGUGAGGAA